Olea europaea var. sylvestris is the source of this 427-nucleotide messenger RNA. RefSeq lists its product as uncharacterized. Bases 76 to 426 code for a protein of 116 amino acids. The record is from RefSeq and is a predicted model, not a curated record. NCBI's taxonomy places the organism in Eukaryota, Viridiplantae, Streptophyta, Magnoliopsida, Lamiales, Oleaceae. The transcript has 2 exons.
UUGGUUAAAUUUGAAGGUACGAUAUUUUAUUUAAAAUUUCUUUUAUAUGGUUUUAACAUGUAUUAAUUUUGUAGGAUGGAAUAUCAUAUCGACAACGAUCUGAGGGCUCAUUCGGGAAAAGUUACGACGUAUUGUAACUUUUCCAGCUAUGCGACAGUACUUGAGGGGCUGGACGAGGAGCAUAUUGACUUACUCCGUCGAUCAUUUUUAUGGUCGUUCUAUCCGUUGAAGGACGUGCAAUUCUCUGGACAGAUUGUUGAUUCUUUAUUACUCCGGCUGCUUAAACCAGUCGAUGGCGAUCAGUUAUAUUUUGCUAUUGGGGACGGGAAGCUUUCCAUGGGGUCAGAGAUGUUACACCGAUACUCUCCAUGUAUUCAGAAGGGUACACACUAUGCCGAAAUCGGAGAGGGGCGAUCGCAAAUAUGAU